GUUAGGGGCGGCCUGGAAUUGUGGGUUGUUGAUCCCAUUCCCGCCACGUGAGCGUCUGUUCCCCACGUUAGGGGCGGCUCACCAAAGCGGUAAGUGUUGCCAACGACCCCCCCCCCCCUUUCGAGCGUCUGUUCCCCAGGUUAGGGGCGGCCCGAAAACCCGGUGUUCAGCCUCCUCCCCCCUCAUGAGCGUCUGUUCCCCAUGUUAGGGGCGGCUCAUUGCAAGUUAUAGUUGGCUGAACCCCCCCCCCCCUCCCGAGCGUCUGUUCCCCAGGUUAGGGGCGGCUCGAAACAGCGUCUGUACCCCAGGUUAGGGGCGGCUGAGUGAAAGUCCUUGUGUCGGCGUGGGACUCUAAACAGUACCGGCACGAUGGUCCUCCGGCGAGACAGGGGGUUGGUGCAGGCCACACGAACCCGCCGUAAAACACCAGUGCAGGAAGCACACGAUGCGAGCCGGACCAAUCGGCACGGAACUGGACAUCUUACGAGGUCCCACGAUUGGAAGCUCGGGACGUGGAAUUGCAGGUCUCUCAGAUUUGACGGGAGUAUCCGCAUACUCUCCGACAUAUUGAGGGUCCGCAAGUUCAGCAUCGUAGCGUUGCAGGAGGUUUGCUGGAUAGGCGCGGAAGAGGUACGAGAGUACAAAAGAUUGGGUUGUAGAAUCUACCAGAGCCGCGGCAAGAAAAAGAGGCUCGGGACAGCCUUUAUAGUGUUGGGCGAAAUGCUCGAUCGUGUGAUUGGGUGGACCCCGAUCACCGACCGAAUGUGCGUGUUGAGGGUUAAGGGCCGUUUCUUCAACAUCAGCAUCAUAAACGUGCACAGCCCGCACUCAGGAAGCGAAGAUGACGAGAAGGACGCAUUUUACGAGCAGCUGAACUGGACGACAACAGCUGCCCAAAACAUGACGUCAAAAUCGUCAUCGGAGAUUUUAAACGCUCAGGUUGGCCAGGAGGAGGAAUUCAGACCGGUGAUAGGAAAGUUCAGCGCCCACGUACGCACGAACGAAAACGGCCUGCGACUGAUCGACUUCGCCACCUCCAAAAAUAUGGCCGUACGAAGUACCUGCUUCCAGCAUAACCUCCGAGAUAAGUACACCUGGAGAUCGCCACAAGGAACGGAAUCGCAAAUCGACCACGUCGUAAUCGACGGUAGACACUUCUCCGACAUCAUCGACGUCAGGACCUAUCGCGGCGCCAACGUCGACUCGGACCACUAUCUGGUGAUGGUGAAAAUGCGCCAACGACUUUCCCUGGCGAAAAGCGUUCGGUACCGCCGCCCUCCGCGGCUGGAUCUGGAGCGGCUUAAGUUACCGGAAGUCGCAUCCCGGUACGCGCAUUCGCUGGAGGCUGCGUUGCCAGGGGAGGCCAUCACCAACGCAGCGGAAAGCACCAUCGGAUUUGUGGAACGAGGACGACGGAACGAUUGGUUCGACGAGGAGUGUCGAGCGAUUUUGGAGGAGAAGAAUGCAGCACGGAGGGCAAUGCUGCAGUAUAAUCUCCGUGAUUACGAAGAGGCGUAUGGACAGAAGCGAAGGCAGCAGCACCAGCUCUUCCGGGAGAAAGUGCGCCACCACGAAGAGUUGGAAUUCGAGGACAUGGAGCAGCUGCAUCGCUCAAACGAGACGCGCAAGUUCUACAAAAAACUCAACGGAUCCCGCCAAGGCUUCACGCCGCGAGUCGAAAUGUGCCGGGAUAAAGAUGGAGUGAUAUUGACGGACGAGCGCGAGGUGAUCGACAGGUGGAAGCAACACUUCGAUGAACACCUGAAUGGCACAGAAGCAGAGGCAGGGGUCCAAGACGGCAGAAGAGAGGACUACAUCGGUGCAGCAGGAGAAGAACUCAUCAAGAUGGGCCCGGAGAAGCUGGUGUUCUGUUUGCACAGUCUGAUAGUCAGGAUCUGGGAGUCAGAACAGCAACCGGAGGAGUGGAAAGAAGGAGUGAUAUGCCCGAUCUACAAAAAGGGGGACAAGUUAGAUUGUGAGAACUACCGUGCCAUCACAAUACUCAACGCGGCCUACAAAGUGUUCUCCCAGAUCCUUUUCAGCCGUCUAUCGCCGAUAGCAGAGGAUUUUGUUGGAAGCUAUCAAGCCGGAUUCGUCGUGGGGAGAUCGACGACCGACCAAAUCUUCACUGUGCGACAAAUCCUCCAAAAGUGUCGCGAAUACCAAGUCCCCACGCACCACCUAUUCAUCGACUUCAAAGCCGCGUACGACUCAGUCGAUCGCGAAGAGCUAUGGAAAAUAAUGGACGAAAACGGCUUUCCCGGGAAGCUGAUAAGACUGACCAGAAUGACGAUGGAUGGUGCUAGGUGUUGUGUGAAGAUAUCGGGUGCGGAAUCGGACUCGUUUCCUUCACUCGGGGGGCUUCGGCAAGGCGAUGGGAUUUCUUGCCUCUGUUUCAAUGUGGUACUGGAAGGUGUUAUGAGACGAGCGGGCUUCAAUAUGCGGGGCACGAUCUUCAGCAAGUCCAACCAAUUCAUCUGCUACGCCGACGAUAUGGACAUUGUUGGCAGAACGCUCAAGGCGGUUGCUGAUGCGUACACCGGCUUGAAGCGGGAAGCAGAAAAGUGUUCCAUCUACAAGUCGCUGAUAAGACCGGUCGUCCUCUACGGGCACGAGACGUGGACAAUGCUCGAGGAGGAUCUACGAGCGCUAAGCGUAUUCGAACGUCGAGUGCUCAGGACCAUCUUCGGCGGCGUAUUUGGGAACGACGGAUGGCGGCGGAGAAUGAACCACGAGCUUGCGCAGCUCUACAACGAACCAAGCAUCCGGAAGGUCGCGAAGGCUGGACGGUUGCAGUGGGCGGGUCAUGUUGCUAGGAUGCCGGAGCGACCCGAGCAAUUGAGCCAGCGGAACCAGAGGAUCAACCCUGCGAAGUUGGUGUUUGUGUCGGAGCCGGGCAGGUUUGGCUCGAUGUUGGUCCAGGAUCUCGGUCUUCUCCAGCGCGAAACGGCGUUGCUUCUCGAUGCUGUGUUGGAUGAGGGCAGUUCGGUCCUUCAACCGGUGAAUCUCGGUGUCAUCAUCAGCGUUUCAUUACGUUUCGUUAGAUUUAGUUUCUGA
Culex pipiens pallens (northern house mosquito) is the source of this 3057-nucleotide messenger RNA. RefSeq lists its product as uncharacterized. The record is from RefSeq and is a predicted model, not a curated record. Lineage: Eukaryota; Metazoa; Arthropoda; Insecta; Diptera; Culicidae.